CUUAUUUGAACUCUUUCGUUACGUAUUUCAUUCUUGCUUUUACGUUAAUAUACUACAUUGGCGACGAGGAUCAAGAAUUAAGUUAAUAGCGCUCAAGAUAUCAAGAUGUAUCAGGCACCAGCUCCGCCGGAGUUCCUCUCCAAGCCGGGACAGCGUCCUGGUAACUGGCAGGCGUGGUUCGAGGACUUCAUCAUGUACGGUGAGGCCAGCGGGUGGUCUGAUUGGUCUGACCUCCGCAGGACGGCGUUUCUGUUGACAUCUGUCGGUGCAGAGGCACGUCGUCUGUACCGCGCUGCAGUCUCAGUUGACGAUGCUGACCUUAAGAGCGAAGGUAGCGUGUCUGAUGAUCAUUCCGGAACGCACCUACGUUUUGAUAAGGCCGUAAGCGUUCUCAAGAAACUGUUUGCCAGUGACGCUGAUGUUCGUUCGGCACGUUUGCAGUUUCGACAGAUUAAGCAGCGUCAUGGAGAGUCCAAUGUCAUUUUUCUGGCAAACCUGAGAGAGGCAGUCGCAAAAUGUAAUUUUGGGGAACUGACUGAUGAAAUGCUGCGCGAUGCUUUCAUUGAAGGAUGCAUGUCUGAUCCGUUACGUGACAAACUGAUCAUGACUGACCGACUGACCCUCUCCCAACUGGAGGAACUGGCCGCCGCGCACGAUCGUGGUCUGCAGCGGAAGGCCUUGCUGCAGGGCACCGUGAGCUUCCAGUCACCAGCACCAGUGGAGGUCGCGUUCGCCGGACGCCGGACCAGCGCCCCAGCGCGGAGGACACCACAGAAACAGCUUGCAGUGGAACACGUCAAGGGCCAGCUGAACCCGUCUGACGGCCUCUCCAGACUGCCGGGACCGGAGCAAGAGGUCGAGGAUGACGAGUCCGAGCUGGUGGCCUGCCUCGCCGACGAGACGUCAGCCGUCAGCCGUGAGGAGCUAGCAGUAGCGGGACGGGAAGACGCUGAGGUAAGGGCCCUGAUGGACCAGAUCCCUCGGGAGUGGCCCCGUCGCUUCAGUGAUGUUGAUGACGUCCUCAGGCCGUAUUUCCGCUGUAAGCAGGAGCUAGCUAUCGACGGUGAGCUGGUUUUGCGUGGUGAACGGAUCGUGGUUCCCACUGUGCUCAGACCUCGGUUGCUGACGCUGGCGCAUGAAUCCCACCAGGGCAUCGUCCGGACCAAACAGCGGCUUCGAGCGCUGUUCUGGUGGCCCGGAAUGGACGCAGCGGUGGAGACGACCAUCAAGGAGUGCCCAGCCUGCAUCGUGGCCGACAAGACGGCGAAGACGAGGUUCGCACCACUCAGUCCUGUUCCCCUGCCAGCUGCAGCCUGGGAUAAGGUGGGACUUGACUUCAUCGGCCCGAUGGUAGGACCACCAAAUCAAAGGUAUGCGAUAGUCCUCGUAGACUAUUACUCGAAAUGGCCAGAGAUGGCGUUUGUCCGUGAACCGUCAAGUGAUGCUGUCAUUGACUUUCUGCUGACUGUGACGUCACGGGAGGGAUGGCCAAGGGAGGUUGUCACUGAUAACGGUACUCACUUCACAUCUGUGAAGUUUGGACAGUUUCUGAAGAAGCAUGGUGUCAAGCAUGUCAGAGUGUCACCGUAUCACCCUGCAGGUAGCGGUGCUGUAGAGCGUUUGAAUCGUGACAUCAAAUCUGCUCUCCAGAUGGCGGACCAGCAGUCGGUGGACCGCCGACAGUACCUGCAGUCCUACCUCCGCACGUACCGAGCGACGCCGCACGGAACGACCGGCCGGAGCCCGUCCGAGUUGCUCCACGGCCGGCAGAUGCGGACGGACCUGGACAGCGCAGUCGCACCGGAAGGUGGCAGCACCGGAGACGCCGCCUUGCGACAACGGGUCAGCCGAAAGCAGCGCCAGAUGAAGCGACACUUCGACAACAGGAAGCGGGUCUGCACCGUCUCCUGAGUGCACUGGAGUACCGGAGGCCGAGGUGGACCUGCCCUGUCAGCCAGUCACAGACUCUGCUGCGUCGUCGACCGUCGGGCUGCGACGGCGAGCGCCAAUCGCAGUCGACGCCGCUGCCAGCGCUGCCACUGGUGACGUGACGUCGGAGCAGUCGUCCGUCGCCGGAGCAGCCGCAGCGCCUAGCCUACCUCACGACGCUGGCGAUGGUGCUGUUCAUCGUGCUGGUGGAGAUCACCAGGCGGGAACCGGGACGACGACGACCGAGCGUGCGGGUGACGAGUCGGCGUCACCUUCGGAGCCGGCUUCGCCGUAUCGAACGCGUAGUGGACGUGUCGUACGUGCGCCGGAUCGCUUUGUUUAAGGGGGGGGGGAGAAAAGUGUGGUAUCGUGAUCCUGUGUUGGGAACUUUCCAUCAUGCCGUGCCUGUGUGCGCCGGGCGGCGCCGGCCGAGUAGCGCGGGCGCGGACUCGAGCGCGCGGACCAAUCGGCAGCCGCCACGGCCGCGGUGACCCCGCCGAGCUGACCGGCGCGGCGGUCGGGUCAGAGAGUGCGCGCGG
This is a messenger RNA of Amphibalanus amphitrite, 2468 nucleotides long. RefSeq lists its product as uncharacterized. The coding region runs from base 106 to 1911 and encodes 601 amino acids. Gene Ontology annotation, molecular function: nucleic acid binding. Gene Ontology annotation, biological process: DNA integration. The record is from RefSeq and is a predicted model, not a curated record. The transcript is spliced from 2 exons. Lineage: Eukaryota; Metazoa; Arthropoda; Thecostraca; Balanomorpha; Balanidae.